Molecule: messenger RNA, 1152 nt
Organism: Eruca vesicaria subsp. sativa (arugula)
Lineage: Eukaryota; Viridiplantae; Streptophyta; Magnoliopsida; Brassicales; Brassicaceae
Source: the annotation of a GenBank genome assembly
AUGGAGAAGAUGGUUGGAUUUGAAAACUUGAAGCUUUCCGGCUGUGAUGCAACCAACGCGGUCAUCAAUCUCGAUCAGGGAGAUCCGACUGCAUUCCAAGAGUACUGGAUGAAGAUGAGGGAGAGGUGUACGGUGGUGAUACCAGGAUGGGAACUGAUGAGCUACUUUAGCGAUACAACGAACGUGUGUUGGUUCCUAGAGCCAGAUCUUGCUGAGGCGAUCAAGGCUUUGCACCGUGAGAUCGGUAACGCAGAGACUGAGGAACGCUACAUCGUGGUGGGUACUGGCUCCUCGCAGCUUUGUCAGGCCGCCUUGUAUGCACUUUCUUCUCUCUCUGAGGUCAGGCCUUUGAGCAUUGUCGCCGCGGUUCCUUACUACUCCACAUACGUGGAGGAGGCAUCGUAUGUUCAAUCGCAGCUGUACAAGUGGGAAGGAGACGCAAGAACGUUCAACAAAACCGGACCGUACAUCGAGAUGGUGACAUCACCGAACAAUCCUGAUGGGACCAUCAGGGAGCCGGUGGUGAACCGUGGUGGGAAAGUGAUACACGACUUUGCAUAUUACUGGCCACACUACACUCCCAUCAUUCGCCGUCAAGACCACGACCUUAUGCUCUUCACCUUCUCUAAGAUCGCCGGUCACGCUGGGUCCCGCAUCGGGUGGGCGUUGGUGAAGGACAUAGAGGUGGCUAAGAAGAUGGUGCAGUACCUAACAAUCAACUCAAUUGGUGUGUCUAAGGAGUCACAGAUUCGAGCCACGACGAUCCUCAAUGAACUCACCAAAACUUGUCGCAUCAAAUCGGAGAGCUUCUUUGAGUAUGGUAACGAGAAGAUGAAGUCAAGGUGGGAGAGACUGCGCUGGAUCAUAGAUAACACCGGUGACACAUUCACUCUGCCUAAUUACCCUCAAGCCUUUUGCAACUUCUUUGGCAAAAGCAGCUCCACUUAUCCUGCGUUUGCAUGGCUGGGGUGUAAAGAAGACAAGGAUCUCCAAAGUCUCUUGAAGGAAAAUAAUGUUUUGACAAGAGGAGGAGACCGAUGUGGCAGUGAUAAGAAGUACGUACGCGUCAGCAUGCUUAGCCCCAACAAAGACUUUGACGAGUUUCUCCACAGACUUCUCAUCAUCAAGGAUCGUAACUGCUUUGAGACUUAA